AUGGGAGGAAACAGGCCAUUCAUUAAGGAUGUUAUCGAUAAUCUCGAACAGUUAAACCUUACACAUGGGAAAAAAGGUACAACCGUAGAUGGGAUAGUUGAUGUAAAACAACUACCAGAAAGCAAGAUGUCUAAUACCCUGGAGUCAGGCGAAAAUGACAUGAAAUUUGAUGAACCACAAGAGGAUUUCGGAAAUCUCUAUCCAGCAGAAUGUGCAAUUAGCGAUGAAUUUUAUGGAGGAGAUUAUGAAGAAAUAGAUGAUGGUAACGGAGAUCCUUUCUUCGGAGAAACUGAAGAUUAUCUUGAAUAUGAGUCGGUAACACAUACUGAUGAAUCAUACUCAAAUAGCAGUGUGCAAAAUCAAGCAGGAAGAUCGGGACAAUCUUCCUCCCAUAGUAUACAUAGUCAUUCAGAUGACGAUGACUAUGACGGACCUGGUGGAAGUGAAGAAAAGGAUCCACCAAGUGAUACUGUAGAUUGUACCCUUAGCGAUAGUGAGGACCCGACCGCAUAUAAACCUGGAGGUUACCAUCCAGUUAAACAGGGAGAUAUAUACGAUGGAAGGUAUCGUAUAGACUGCAAACUUGGUUGGGGAUAUUUCUCAACUGUAUGGCUCGCAACCGAUCUACGUGCUAACCCAAAUUGCUUUGUCGCAAUCAAGUUCCAGAGAAGCGCCAAGAGCCAUGCAGAUGCAGUACGUGAUGAAAUGUCACUGCUCAAAAGGGUCAGAGACCAAGCAAUAGCUCGCGCAUGGCUACAUACAAAGCAGACAUAUAAGAAUGCUCUAGGAAGUCUAUAUAAUCCAACCAGAGGGGUAGUAUCAUUUCUAAACUGGUUUAGAGUGAAGGGGCCAAACGGUACUCAUGUAUGCGUAGUACUCGAACCCAUGGGACCGAACCUUCUGUCACUUAUCAAGUUCUACAAAUUCAAGGGAGUGCCCAUGCACAUAAUUCGAAAAAUCACUGCACAUGUACUACUAGGAUUGGAUUACCUACAUCGAGUAUGUGGGAUCAUACACACAGACCUUAAACCUGAAAAUAUCCUGGUCAGUUCUAAGCUACAGGGAUGUACGCCGUGGCCUACUGAACGCCAAAGGAUAGAAGAAAAGGUACAGGCACGAAAGACUAUCGUGCCAUACGUUAAAAAUACAAUCAAACCUAGUAUGAGCGACCCGACCAGCCUUACAAGCUAUGAUGAAGCCGAGGCACUCCAAGAUACACUCUACAGAGCGCCGUAUCAUCACAUACCAUACAAAAUUGCACAACCGUUACGUGAUACAAAGGCAAAACCAGCAAAUGUCGACAUGUACCAUCCAUGGGUGGCAAAAAAGGUUAACCAAAAUAGCGCAAUAGCUGCAUUACUCAAACAACAUGUGUUUGUGAAAACGCAACAGGGAAGAAUACAAAUUAAACCCUUAGAUCAAGCUACAUUCGAUCAUCCUGAUGCGGUAUUUAAAAUAUGCGAUCUAGGAAAUGCCUGCUGGAUUAACCAACACUUCACUGACGAAAUUCAGACAAGGCAAUACAGAUCGCCAGAAGCAAUUUUAAAGGUAGGAUAUGAUGAAUCAACAGAUUUGUGGUCACUCGCGUGUAUCAUUUUCGAACUUAUCACGGGAGAUUACCUAUUCGAUCCACAUGGAAACACAACACAGGAACGAGAUAUCAACCAUCUGCAACUCAUCGUGGAACUUCUAGGACCGAUACCACUCCACAUAGUCCACAGCAGCCCGAGAUACGGACAUCUAGAGAGGGAAAUCAACAAUGUGACACCGUGGCCGCUAGAAAGUGUAAUGGUACGAAAGUACAAAAUGGACCCUGUAGAUGCACAAGAGCUAUCGAAAUUUCUGUUGUGUAUGCUCAAAAUUGACCCUAGAGAAAGGAUGACUGCAGAUAUGCUCAUAGCGAACAGGUGGUUACACGGCAAACGCUGA
Molecule: messenger RNA, 1929 nt
Organism: Babesia sp. Xinjiang
Lineage: Eukaryota; Apicomplexa; Aconoidasida; Piroplasmida; Babesiidae
Product: Serine/threonine-protein kinase SKY1
Exons: 1
Coding region: 1-1929 (642 amino acids)
Biological process (GO): spliceosomal complex assembly; regulation of mRNA processing; protein phosphorylation
Molecular function (GO): ATP binding; protein kinase activity
Source: RefSeq, a predicted model, not a curated record